Gigantopelta aegis is the source of this 12235-nucleotide messenger RNA. Its product is annotated as kinesin-like protein KIF20B. Gene Ontology annotation, cellular component: nucleus; spindle microtubule. The coding region runs from base 74 to 8062 and encodes 2662 amino acids. Gene Ontology annotation, molecular function: plus-end-directed microtubule motor activity; ATP binding; microtubule binding. The record is from RefSeq and is a predicted model, not a curated record. Gene Ontology annotation, biological process: microtubule-based movement; mitotic spindle assembly. The transcript is spliced from 36 exons. Lineage: Eukaryota; Metazoa; Mollusca; Gastropoda; Neomphalida; Peltospiridae.
AAGAUGUAAUUGGACUUUCGAUGUUUUGUUACAUAUUUUGUGAUUAUCUUGAUUGACAGAACCAAGGUUCACCAUGUCUGGAAGAAAGCGGAUGUUUACGGAUAUUCUUGAGGAUCCGUGUAGCCAGUCCGUCGUUGAAGAUGAUGUCACCUUUGUCGGCGCAAAGAAGAAUCUGCUGGAGACAUUUGACAAAAAUGAACUCCUGCAUCUGGCAGAACACAUGAAAGUUUACCUGCGGAUCAGACCUUUUUUCCAAGCAGAUUUCGACAGAAAUGAUAACCAGAACUGCUUUAAGAUUGAGAACGAGUACACAUUAAUCACCUCUGCACCAAAAGACUCGCACACCUAUCGAAACUUUGCCCAUGGAUUGGGAAAAACAUCACACAAGUUCACAUUCUCCAAAAUAUUCCCACAAGAAACCACUCAGAAACUAUUGUUUGACACAUCUAUGCUUGGACUUGUGCAGAAUUUUAUUGAAGGACAGAACUGUCUGGUGUUUACUUAUGGUAUUACGAGUUCAGGAAAAACAUACACGAUACAAGGUAAGCCACGGGAUGCUGGCGUCUUACCUCGUACGCUGGAUGUUCUCUUCAACAGCAUUGACAACAAGCAGUGCAGUGUGAUCAAUCACAAACCCAUGAUGUUCAUGGACGUGAGUAAACUGACCGCAUCCCAGGUGCAAGACGAGAAGAAGAUCAAGGAACAAGUUCUCAAGAUGUGUACAGAAGAUGACCAUGACGUGAUGACACUUUUAGGUGAAGAUGCCUCAGAUAUGUCUGUGAUUAAUUCGACAACGUGUUCCGAGUCGUCCAACAUUUCCAGUGCGGUCAAAGAGUCUGUUGAUAGUACGAGUGAUUUAUUCAUGGAUCUGGAGAACCGUGUCCGCGAAGAGACGGCCGUCAGUGUGACAGACCAGGGUCAGAUUCGAUUCUCGGUGUGGGUCAGCUUUGCUGAAAUAUACAACGAGCAGAUAUUUGACCUGCUGGAACCCAUUCCGAAGAAGAAGAACGCCAGGAGACCGAUCCUGGGCCUGCGAGAUGACAAGAAUGGCAGUCCGUACAUCAAGGGUUUAAAAGAGAUUUGUGUAACAAAUGCUGAUGAAGCUUACAAGUUGCUGACUGUAGGACAGAAGAAUUUAAAAAUGGCUUGCACCAAACUCAACCACAAUUCCUCACGAAGUCACUGCAUAUUCAACAUCAAGAUCAUCCGUGUGAGUGACUGCCACAAUCCUCAUUUUGCCCGAGUGAGCAUGCUUUCUCUGUGUGACUUGGCCGGUUCAGAGCGAAGUUCGAAAACACAUGCAACAGGAGAUCGGCUGAAGGAAGCAGGGAACAUCAACACAUCAUUAAUGACUCUGGGACGGUGCAUCGACAUUCUUCGACACAACCAGAUGCAUAAAGAACAUCCAAAGAUUGUUCCAUUUCGAGAGAGCAAACUGACGAGACUCUUUCAGAAUUUCUUCUGUGGCCGAGGCAAGGCGGCCAUGAUUGUCAAUGUAAACCAGUGUGGCAGCAUGUUUGAUGAAACUCUCAACGUUUUGAAGUUCUCUGCUAUUGCCAAACAGGUUGUGGUCGUUCAGAAGCCUGAUCCGAAGCCAAAAGUGGUACCGAAACCCAGUGUAAAGGAAUACCCGGCAAUUCGUCCAUCCAUUCCUUGGGAGGCCCCAACCCCCCGCACUAUGAGAAAGAUGAACAGUGAUCUACAGAUGGGCCAGAAUGUUCUGCUCCCCGAUGAUGACAGCGAUCUCGAGGAGACUGACCAGGAAAUACAAGAUCUACUUGCUACAAUCAGAGAUCUCGAGAAUAAGUUGUUAGAGGAGAAACACAGCAAGUUUCGACUUGAGGCGAGAGUUCGCCAGGAGGUGUGUGAGGAGAUGAUGAAGCAGAUAGUUGAGAUAGAAGACGAAUGCAGUGAGCGAAUUCGUGAGAAGGAGAUGGAGAAAGAAGAAAUGCGUGUUAAACUGUUCAUGUCAUCUGUUCACCAGCGUAAGCGGCGCCGGAAAGACGACGAUGACGAUGAUGACGAGAUGGUUUCCUCCAUGCUGCUUCACGCAGAGCAAGUGAAAGUCGAGGAAUGCAACAAGAAACUUGAUGAACUUCAGUCGCAGAUUGUGAGACUGAACAAAGACGUUGAGACGUUAACACAGGAGAAAACCUCGCUCCAGUUUCAGCUGGCCGAUGUCAAGCGGACAUCACACAAGCAUGUGACCUCUGAUUCGGCCAUAGAUAGUGACCUGGUGAAAGAACUUAAAGAGCAGCUAAACAAGGCACUGGAGGAGAACAGUGUGAUCAAUAACACUCUUCUGGAGCAGGAAUCUAAGAUAAAGGACUUGACGGAGAUGCUGGAGGAGGCGGCGGAGACGUUUGAGGAGAAGGAGGAGGAGAUAGCCAAACUGAAGGCCGCCAGUCAGGACGAUGAGGAAAGACUGCAGCAACAGGCGGACGCCCUGCGUGAAUUGCGCACUGGUUUGGCAAACAGCAACGAGGCCCUGGAAGAGAGCAAGACUCGCCUUGGUAACAAGAACGAGAGACUGGCCCAGCUCGAGAACCAAGUGCUGGUCAAACAAGGUACAUCUGGCUGCACCAACCCGGGGCCGGCUCUCAAGUGCGUGCACACGCCGGCCAGCCGGCACACCGAUAUCUCACACUUAGAUGUCCUGCCAGCCUCUCCCACCCCACACUCUAAACACCUCCUGCCGGAAUACUACGUUAAGCGGACGGAGCAAAAUAGGGUUCUUAGGGUAGUGGUAACCCCGUUGCAAAUGUUUGCCAAACACACUAAGACCAGUCUGAUGAGAAUGAGGAGUCCGCUGAAAAGGGGGGAUACGGUUAAGGAUUGCAAGCGCAAGCUAGACAACGGGAAGGAAAACUCCCCCUUCACGCAAAAAACGUGUCGGCUUGGCGACACUGGCAAAGAAGAGGAGGAGAAAGGUGGCAAAAAGUCUAAAGAUGAGGUAGAUGAACUGCAGAGACAGCUGGAUCAUCUGGAGCAUGACAAUGUUGCCAGGAAGUCGCUGGAGCUUGACGGCUUUAUUGAGAAGAAAGAGCGACGAAUUGGGGAGCUGGACAAGAUCAUCGCUUCCAAGGACCUGGAGCUGGAAGAGGUGAAGCUGAAGCUGAAGAAGGAGGAAGAAGAGUCGGCGAAGCGUGACCAAGCUCUUAUCCAUGGCUACACGGCUGAAAUCAACUCGCACAAGUCGCAGCUGGUCACGCUCAAAAGUAAAAUGGUCGGGCUCGAGAACAAGCUUCGUAAGGAAGAGAGCAUCAGGGAGGAUUUGAACAAACAGAUCCGUGCUCUCAAGGCCGAGCUUGAUAAGACCGGUUUGGCAUCUGCCGUGCACGAGCACUCGACGCAAAUCUCCAAAUCCACUCUGAAUGAUCUUGAGAAGCGAUUGGAGGCAGAGUGUACCAGUCACUGCGAGACGAGGACGGAGUUGUCGGAGAUGAGCAAGGUCAGUUCAGAGAGGCUGGAAGAGUUGACAGUGAUGACACAGAAACAUCAGGAGCUAGAAACGCGGGUCAAAGAGCUAGGAAGCAGUCUUUCUUCUAAAAAUGAAAAGCUGGUCGAAGCCGACUUCAAACUGGAAGAACUGAAGGCAAAACUUGAAUAUUUUGAAGAGGAGAACAAGAUCUUGAAGUCGGAGAUGGAAAAUCUGAUGAAGCAGGUCGUUGAGAAGCAAAACCAGUUAGACAGUGAUAAAGAAGACUUCGAGAGAACCAUGUCCAAGUUGAAAUCAGAACUGACUGAAAAGGAUUCAAAAAUUGAACAGAUGGAAAAGAGAGUGGAAGAGCUUGUUGUGGUGAACACAGAGCUUCGAGGAAUGAUCAGCCAAACCACGGAUGUUCUGAACAGUAAGGAUGCCGACAUGAAGGACCAGCACCAGAAGCUACUUGCACAGCACCAAGAUCUUGAGGGUCAGUUUAAGGACAAAAGUGACAAGUUGCAUCGGACUGAAUUGGAAGUGCACGAACUGAAAUCGAGUCUGACAUCAAAACAGAUGGAAUGUGAGUCACUGUCCAUGAAGCUGCUGGUGGUGAAAGAGAAACUGUCCUCCGAGGAAGCGGAAAUCCAUAACAGAUUUACUCAACAGCUAAAAGAGAUGGAUGAUCAAUUUAAAGCCACCAUCAAAGACCUGCAGGACAAGCUGAUCUCAAAAGAGAAAGAAUUCAGUCAGCAGAUGACUCUGAAAGAAAAGGAAGUGAAGGAGAUCGAGUUAAAACUCGUCACUAGAGAAGAGGAACUCCACAAUGCUUUCAAUCAGCAGCAGAAUCAACUCGGCAACCUUCUGACUCAGAAGAAUAAGGAGUUUGACGAAAAACUGGCCGACUAUGACAGAAUUGUUAAGGAUCUUGAAGGGAUAAAACAGGAGACGGCGAAUAUUGAAAAGAAGUGGCUAGCUGCUUCACAAGAAGUCAAACACAUGCAGACAUUGUUGGAGGAAGAUAAAUUUGAACGUGUUGCCGUUAAAUCAGAGUUGGAGAACAAGGUAAAGCAGUGUGAAGACUUGGAAGUGGAGUUGUCGAAGGCCAACCAUGUUAUUGAGGCACUGAAGACAAAGGAGAUUUCUUUUGAUGGCCAGAUCGGCGAGAUGAAGUCCAGGCUUGAGGAGAAAACGUCUGAGAAUUCUGACUUGGCCCGCAAGUGUUGCGAGCUGAAGGUUGAGCUUCAACAGUUGCAGACGGAUCUUGUCAAGCAGGAACAAGAUCUUUCCCAGAAGAGUCAGACGUCUAUUUCUAGCAAAGAAAAGCAGUGUAUGGAUCUGGAAGACAGCAGAAAGCAGCUUCAAGACGAACUGGCAGAAAAGAAGGCUACCAUCGAGAAGAUCGUCAAGGAAAAGGAAAAGCACGUAGACAUGUUCAGGGAGAGCGAAAAACUACUGCAGACGUUUAAGGACAAGAUGGAGAGUGUCCAGGAAUCCUUGCUCAAGUCGAAGGAUGAUUCUGAACGAAGGAUUCUCCGUUUGCAGGAUGAACUGUCUUCAAAGGAACGCGAGUUGGAGAAUGUCCACCAGACUCUGAACACGAUGAAGAGCAAGUUAAGUGAUGGAGAUGCCCACGUGCAGCAGCUGAACAGUGCAGUCUUAGAGAUCGCAGAACUCCGGUCGGCACUGCACAUGGAGGAGACCCUGCACAACAAGUACAAACAGGAGACGACAACUCUGGAGGAAAAACUCGAACACGAAGUGAAUGAAAGUGAAGCUAGACGCAUUAAACUGGAGACACUUUUGAAUGAGAAAACACUGCUUCUCGAUGAGCUGACGACGUCGAAAGAACAGUUUACGGCGUUGAAAGAACAGUUUACAAGUGCUGAGAAUGAGUGGAGAGAAAUGGAGAGAAAGUUGAAUGAAGAAAACAAAAUACUUAGGCAAAGGCUGAAUGACGACCGCGAACAUAUUCAGCAAAAGAUGAGUGAUGAAUGUCGCGUUCUUCAGCAGAGACUGAAUGACGAACGCGAGGUGCUGGAGAACAUGAGGAAUGAGAUCGGUCGACUGAAAACCGACUUCGUCUCCAUGAAGGAAGACAAGAUGAAGGCUGUGUCCUCGCUACAGAUGGAGCUGGACAGAGUGAAUGAAGAUCUUCUGUUGGCAAAGCAGACGUCAGACUCAUACAGAUCUGAUCUGGAGAGACUGAAAGACACGGAGAAGUCACAGUGUAGUUCGGUUUCAUCCGGUGCUCAAGAGGGUCGGUUAUCGGAGCUUACAUCCGAGCUGGAGAUUGAGAAAAAGCGAAACGCUGAACUAGAGCGGAUGGUGGAGUCGUACCGCUGUGAGGAGGUGGACAUGCUGCCCGGCAGUAGUCGGAGACUGCGUAAAGAGAAGAUCGAGAUCGAGUUGAAGCUGAUGAAUGUGCAGCAUGAGCUUGAACUUCUGAAGUCCAAACUUGAAAGUCGAACAGCGAGUGAGAAGAAAUCUGGUCUGUGCAGUUCGUCAUCGGCCAGUGAGAAACAGCUACAGGAAAGAUUAGCAGAACUGGAGCAUCGGCUUGCAGCGAAGCAGAGUGAAGUUAACAGCCAAUGUGAGGAGCUGGCAGCCAGUCGGAAAAGAGUGCUCUCCCUUGAGGAGGAAGUACAAUCAGUGAGAGCAAGUGCCAAGGACAGGGAAUUGUCUGAGAUCUCCAGACCGACCACACCGAGUGCGCUUUCCUCGUCAGAUUCCUUGAUCAAUGAUGAACUACAGAAGAGUCAGAACCGCGAGAGUAAGCUAAGCCAGCAGCUGAAGCAGGCGAGCGGCAAGUUGAUGGAGAACAUGGAUAAAAUCACCGAGCUCGAAGAAAGUCUGUCUGCGAAGGAGCUGACCAUUCUAGAGUUGAACGACAGACUCAAAACUCUGCUGGCUGAGAAAGAGUCAGCAUCACGUGAACUGGAUGAAGAGAUGAGGGGGCUACAAGAGGAACUUAAACGUAAGAGUGAAAGGUUAGAGGUGAAGAGUUCAAAGGUCAAGGAUCUCGAACGCACGCUCGAGUCGGAGAGGGAGAGAUUUGAACUUGCCUUGAAAGACGCUAAGGCUAAUGAAAAUCUAAUGGAGACCCUGAAAACAUUUAUAAAUGAACAAGAGGAAACCAUGCAAACCCAGGAUGCUGUUCUGAAAGCACGGGAUGAAGAGGUUCAGUCUCUGCAAGAAGAAAAGAGUAAACAAGUUGAUCGACAGAGUGGUGCGCUCGCUUCGCUCAAAGAAAAGCUCAAGGAAAAAUCGUUUGAGGUAGUGAAGCUGGAGAAGCAGAAGGCAGACGUAGAAAAACAGCUGUCCUUGAUUAAGGGACACCUGUCUGAAAAAGAUGAAGAAUUGCAGGAAAAAUCGUUUGAGGUAGUGAAGCUGGAGAAGCAGAAGGCAGACGUAGAAAAACAGCUGUCCUUGAUUAAGGGACACCUGUCUGAAAAAGAUAAAGAAUUACAGGAAAAAUCGUUUGAGGUAGUGAAGCUGGAGAAGCAGAAGGCAGACGUAGAAAAACAGCUGUCCUUGAUUAAGGGACACCUGUCUGAAAAAGAUAAAGAAAUACAGGAAAAAUCGUUUGAGGUAGUGAAGGUGGAGAAGCAGAAGGCAGACGUAGAAAAACAGAUGUCCUUGAUUAAAGGACACCUGUCUAAAAAAGAUGAAGAAACACAGGAGAAAUCGUUUGAGGUAUUGAAGGUGGAGAAGCAGAUGGCAGACAUAGAAAAACAGCUGUCCUCGAUGAAGGGACACCUGUCUAAAAAAGAUGAAGAAAUGAAGGAGAAAUCGUUUGAGGUACUGAAGUUGCAGAAGCAGAAGACAGAUGUAGAAAAACAGCUGUCCUUGAUUAAGGGACACCUGUCUGAAAAAGAUGAAGAAAUGCAGAGUUGGCGACAGAACCGAGAUGAACUUGUUGGCAAACUGGAAACCUUGCUGAAGAGCCAGGCUGUGGAAAUUAAAGAACUCAAGAAAAAGGUACACCACCUGAGAGACGAGAGGCAAGCGCUGCAGAGACAGACGGAAAUCAGCCUGAAGGCGAGCGAGGCGAUCAUCUGCGACUUGAAGACUUCCAACAGUCAGCUUCAAGAACAGGUGGCCAAGCUGCAGGGUAUUCCACCUGCCCCAGUGUUUGUGAAUGAUGAAAUUGACACGAUGGGACACAUAAACAUCAAUGCAACUCCACCGAGCGCUGUCAAAGGUCUGAAGAAAUCUCUCAGGAAAAGAUGUCACCAGCUAGAAGGUCAAACAGAGCAGAUCGAGGAUAGUACAGAGAGAAGGCCGAAGCGAAAGGCGGCCAGUAUCGCCAAGGGAAAAAUAAUGAAUAUCAUUUCAAGCAACUCUCCUAUCACAAGAUCAGCAGACUUUCUGAAACCGAGAAAGAGCAAAAACAGCUCAGAAAAGAACAUUGAUGUAGAUAGUAUUUUUGCAGCUGCUCAAAACAAUGAAACUCCCGAGUUGCCAAAGAAGGGAAGUAAAAAACGGCAGCUCUACAAAGAAAAGAUCUCUGCACCCUUUGACUGUGCUCCAUUUAUGCCCAGCUUGCCCGAAACCCCCGAAACAGUGGAUGUGCACGAAGUGGUUCAUCGGCAGCUGCGAGGACGAGGCAAAGCGAAAUGUCCUAAUACCGCCGUCUGAGAUACACCGACUUUGUCAUAAUUCUUAUUCAUAAAUCCAUCUUGUGCUUUGAUUAUAGGACUGAACCCUCCCUGCCCAACCAGUGACCCACGACUGGUGUAGGAUCGAAUCCCCACUGAACCAAUUCUAAAUGGGUUUUUCCCUGCCCAACCAGUGCCCCAUGACUGGUAAAGAUUAAACACUCUCUGUGAACCCAUUCUAAAUGGGUUUUUCCCUGCCCAGCCAGUGCCCCAUGACUGGUAAAGAUUAAACACUCUGUGAACCCAUUCUAAAUGGGUUUUCAUGCCCAACCAGUACCCCACGACUGGUGUAGGAUCUAACAGCCUCUGUGGAUCUAUUCUAAAUGGGUUUUUCCCUGCCCAACCAGUGCCCCACGACUUGUGUAGGAUCUAACAGCCUCUGUGGAUCUAUUCUAAAUGGGUUUUUCCCUGCCCAACGAGUGCCCCACGACUUGUGUAGGAUCAAACACUGUGGAUCUAUUCUAGGGGUGUGUGUAUCCUGCCCAACCAGUGACCCACGACUGGUAUAUCAAAGGCUGUGGUAUGUGCUGUCCUGUCUGUGGGGGGGAAAAUGUAUAUAAAAGAUCCCUUGCUACUAAUGGAAGAAUGUAGUGGGUUUUCUCUAAGAUUACAUGUCAGAAUUAUCAGAUGUUUGAUAUCCAAUAGCCGGUUAAUAAAUCAACAUGCUCUAGUGGUGGUGUUAAACAAAAGUGACUUUUUUAAUCAGAUUGAUUAAAUCGACCAAUGCUUUAUUGGGAACAAGUAUUUUGGAAAGCAUCACACUUUAAAGUCAAAUUUAUGUAGCAGUGCUUUGAUUGGUUCGUUCGAAUCUGGGGGCAUUAUGUAGUCCAGUGGUAAAGCACUUAUCUGACGUGCAGUCAGUCUAGGAUUGACUCCCAUCGGUGGGCCAAUUAGGUUAUUUCUUGUUCCAGCCAGUGCUGCACAACUGGUGUAACAAAGGUCAUGGUAUGUACUAUCCUGUUUGUAGAAUAAAAUAUCCCGAUAUGGUAAUUAAAAAAGAAUAGCCAUUUGCGUGGCAGCAGCAGGUUUUGUCUAUCCUUAUCUGUGUGGUCUAUAACCAAAUGUUCAAUGAAAUGUGUAGAGUGCAUCGUUAAAUAAAACAUUCCUUCCUUCAUUCAAAGUCAUCUGAACAUGUGAUAUCAUUGGCUGUGUUAGAUCAACUGGGUGGAGACAAGAAGUCGGAGUGGCUAGUAAGGUUCGACCCCGUGCUUUUAAAAAAUUAUGUCUAGACUUCGCAAGGGCUGAUUCAAGGGAGGGGACCAGUGUCACCCCUAAAAAAAAUUAAGUGCUCCCUUUUUGAAUAAUUUAUUUACAAGUUAUAUUGAAGUGCCAUUUUCAAGGAGUUGGUCCAUGUGCACUUCACUUCUUCCUUUAAUAUUUGCUGGAUCCACCCUUACAAUGCUUUAACAAACACACGCCCAUAUAAAUAACAUCAAGUUUAAGUCUGGAGACUUGAUUCAUUCUAGAGUUUAUUAUAAAAGUUUAUCAACACUGGCUAAAGUUUACAAAACCUGGGUGGAUGUGAAUGAGAAAUAAAUACUUGUAUUUAAAACAUUUAAUCAGGCAUGACAAUCUUCCGCGGAUCCGCAGAUUUGAAAGCCAUUUAGGUCGUUUCUUUGGCCGUGUACUGUCCACUUUGCGCACAGUUCGCAAAGCUUUCCGCUGAUUUUUAUCAAGGGUCAUUGUCAUACCUGUACUAUGUAAAUGUAUUACAUCGAUAAACCUGCACUGGAAAUCACGUAUAUGGAAAAUGGGCCUUAGUUGAGAAUGGUUGUUCAGGGUAAGGGAGUUAACAUGUCAAGAAAGUUGAUAUUGGUACUAUACUGCCUAACUGUGGAUCAUUGUUGUGUUAUUGAAAUAUAAAAUACAUAUACAUGAACCAAAAACAGUGAUAUGAAUAAAUAGACAUAUCAGGAUGUAAACUGGAUAAAUGUGUCAUAACCUACAGGUUAUCAAGCCCAUAAUUUAUGGCAACCUGUACACGUGUUACCACAUUCUAUCAGUGUUUCUACCAGAGGGUAAAACGGGUAUGGCGCCAUACCCAAAUUGUUUGUAGAUUUUUUUUGGAUUUUUUAUGGUUAACCUUUUGACAAAAUUAAUUACUCUUGCCAUUACUGUAUGAUUUUUUUAACCCUAACCCUAAACUUAACUCAUUUUCUUUCUAGAGGAGGCCCCGUUUAUUGUGAUUGCAUUCAAUUCCAUUGUGUAAUACCCCAAAAUUUCUUUCCGACAGAAACAGUCUAUGCUUAUUUUGUCUCAUUCCAACUAAUGCACCAAAGUAUAUUAAAAGCUGUGGUAUGUGCUAUCCUGUCUGGAAUGGUGCAUAAAAAAGAUUUCUUGCUACUAAUGGGAAAAAUGUAGCGGGUUUCUUCUGUAAGACUGCAUAAAUUUUGUUUAUUGCUACUAAUGGGGAAAAAUGUAGCGGGUUUCUUCUGUAAGACUAUGUCAGAAUUACAUGUGGUCAUUAACACUAUCGAUGAUCACUACCAUCAUGAUUAAAUUUUGAACUUUUGUAUUAUGUAACCAAGAUGUUAAAGAGAUCAAUAAUUUCAGUUAAAGAGACCGUUGUCCUUACUAUGCUGCCUGUGUAACACGUUUCUCUGAAUAACGAAUCCUUUCUAGUGACAAUGCGUGAAACCUUAAUGGUAUAUACGCACAUUAAAAAAUAUCUGCUCUAAUGACUAAAAUUUUAAAAUUAAUUCUUCUUUAGAAUACCAGUGUCUGUAUAUCAAAUGAGUGUUUGCUCCUUCUAGUCUUUGUAAUUAACCAAAACUGGAUUUUACUUUUGAAGUAAAUUCGUACACAGAGGAAAAUAAUGUUUAUUAUCCAUGUGGUUCAACAUAACCGAGUUAAUAAUAAUCAUACGAAGCACACAUGUAAUAACAAGUGUAAUGACAUAACGGCUAGUGAAUUUUGAAAAUCACUUAUCCCAUGGCUAGUGGAUUUUUUAUCAUGGCUAGUGAAUUUAAAAAAUCACUUAUCCCAUGACUUAGGGAUUUUUAAUAAUGGCUAGUGAAUGUUAAAAAUCACUUAUCCCAUGACUUAGGGAUUUUUAAUAAAGGCUAGUGAAUUUUAAAAAUCACUUAUCCUAUGGCUAGUGGAUUUUUUAUCACGGCUAGUGAAUUUCGAUAAUCACUGUUCCCAUGACUAGUGGAUUUUUAAAUCAUUUAUCACAUGACUAGUAGAUUUUUAAUAAAGGCUAGUGGAUUUUUAAAUCAUUUAUCACAUGACUAGUGGAUUUUUAAUCACAGCUAAUGAAUUUUGAAAAUCACUUACCCCAUGACUAAUGGAUUUUUAAUCACGGCUAAUGAAUUUUGAAAAUCACUUAUCCCAUGGCUUUAGAUGUUAUGACGUCGCUUCACCAGUCCUAGCUCAGACUGUGCACUUGAAAUAUGACGUCAUUUCGUCAUCUCCUUCCAGUUGUGGCCGAAACAUUUUGUGUUGGGUCUUGUUAUUCAUAAAGAGAACAACAACAAUAAUAUGCAUAAUAAAAAUAUUAUUACACUCUCAUGCGAGUUGUACUGAUUUUACGAAACUCGUGUCAGGAUUCAUGUAUUACCCUCACUCUUUGCUCGGGCAAUACAACAAUCCUGACACUCGUUUCGUAAAAUCAGUACGACACACAAGCUGGUAUAAUAAUCUCUAUUGAUUAGGCAAUAAAAUGAAGUCUGAGCUACAACAAGCAUUAGGACGAUUCAAUGCUGAAAUUAAAAACGUUUGUGUUCUUUCUAUAUGAACUUAUUUAUUUUAAAACAUUCGCCGAUGGUGUCCAAAUUUCCAGUGUCUAAUAAAUAUUUAUUUUCUAAAAUUAAAGAUUUGUGUAAAUUUGAUUCACCGUCACAUUUGUUUGUCUGUGCUACUCCGAUCUUACUAUAUAUUCCAAUUUUCAAAGUACCCAUUCACCUUUCCAUCAUUAAACCUAUUUCUUCUUUUCAACCCUGUGAUAGUAUUUUUUUGUAAGUAUCAUUUGGAUUGCUCAGUGAUUUUUAAUAUUCAUUUUUUGAUGUCUCUAACAUUGUACUGGUAGUUUUGCUUUUCUUUUCUUUUCUUAAAACAGACUCCAUGUGACACUUGUUUUUACCCCUCUCAAUGUUUCUUCAUUGUAACAUGUUUGUAUAUAAGUGUAAAUUAUGUAAAUAAAACAUCUGAUAUA